AUGCCAGGUGCUUUAGUACCAAUACGGAAUCUCAACUUGUUAUUAAGUGGUCCUUUACCAUCAAUAGGAUUACCUAAUGCAUCUACAACACGUCCCAGCAAUUCUUCUCCAACCGGAACAUCAACAAUAGCUCCAGUACGUUUAACAAUGUCACCUUCUUUAAUGUGUCUAUCAUUACCAAAAACGACAACACCAACAUUGUCUGGCUCUAAAUUUAAAGCCAUGCCUUUUAACCCUGAACUGAAUUCCACCAUCUCAUCUGCCUGAAUAUUUUUCAGACCAUAAACACGGGCAAUACCAUCACCAAUGCUAAGCACUCUUCCAGUUUCCUCAAGAUUGGUCUAUAGAUUAUGUAACAUUUGAUUGAAAUUAAUUAUUUACAUAUAUUAUUUACAUAUAAAUUAUUCAUUUUAAACAUUACUAAAAUUUAUUGUUUUACCUUAGGGGCUGAACCAAGAAUACGUUCUUCCAAAAUGGAAGAAAUUUCAGCAGAGCGUCGACUGCAAGAUACAUGGUAUUUGCAAGAGGCUAUACUAAGAGGCCAUUUGAUCUAUAAUAUAAAAUUAAAACGAGUUGUUAUUAUAUACUGUAAAAAUAUGCUACCCAAAUACUUAUUACAUAACUUGGCACUAUUCUGUUUAUGUAAUCUAUUGUACAGAGAAAAAAAUUUGUGACACAUAUUCCAAUUGUCAUAAAAUUUCAAUAAAAGCGAUUGUAAUUAAUAAGAGACGUUUUAUUUGUUUAAAAAUAAAAAUAUAAAUAAUUGCUUGUAUGAGUACGUGUGGUUAUUGCAAAAUGAAAAAUGUCGGCAUGUUCCAUUUAAAUAUUUUCUCAUAAACAAAUUACUACUAAGAAGAUAUUAUUUUUUUAUAUUACCUGAAUCGUAUUAUUCGGUAAUUGUCUCGCAAUUGAAGAUGCCAAACGUAAGGAGAGAAGAGCCAUUUUGUUAUAUUACAAGUCCGUUUACCGGACUACGAAUUCUAGAACGAAGAAUGAUCAAGACAGGGCAGAACCGAAGAAAUGUCUCGUAUAGCCCCACUCUGGUAUAUCUACCGGACAGGAAAUCGAUAUCCAUCGACUUGCGCAUAACCUCGUAUCCAGAUACAUAUACUAAUUCAUAAAUUUAAGUUUUUCAUAUUCUGCAGUAUAUAAAAGAUACAUUAUAAUAGAAACUUUAAACAAUUUUUUUUGGACGUAUAUACAUAAUUAAUGAACUUCAUAACAUAUAAAUUUGAAUACAAUAAAUUUUGGAUACGAGGUUACCCGCAACUAUGUAAUGCAUUAGAAAUUGGCGCGAAAUUUUAGAUUUAAAAUACAUAUUGUAUAACAAUUGCAUAUUUAUCAUGAAAAUAACAUUAUAUUAAAGCACUCAUUUUUACAUACAUAAAUAUGUAAUUAACGUUUAUGAUUAAGAUACAAACAAUUAGUAGAUAGUAAUAUUAAGUAUUAUUUUUAUAAUUGUCAGAUAUUUGUUUUCAUAAUGCAAAAAUAUAUAUAUUUAAUAUUUUAUUUAGAUCUUUUAACAUAUUACAAAUUUCAUAACUGUCUGUAAAUUAAGACAAAUAAUUCGCUGCUUAAAAUACUAUACCAUAUAUUAGACCAUCUAUAUUAUGAUGUAUACUAUCUAGAUCUGUAAGAUUGUAAUACAAUAUCAUAAUAAUAUUAAAUUUUCCUUGGAUAGGAAAUUUUAUUAAAAGAAAAUGUAAAAAAUUUAAACGUAUAUAUUUCAAUUUGUCUUUAUAGGAAUUAAACAAUUUUAUUACUCUUACGACAUUUUAUGUUCAGGUUAAGUUGAUUAAACACGAAAGCAUCACUGCACCGGCGCUGAAGUUUGUUAUUGUUGUAUUGUAUUGAUUAUUAGUAACUGCCUUUAGAGGAUGUAUUAAUAUAAAUUUUUUAUAUAAUAGCAAAUGAAAUAAUUAUCAAAACGGAAGUCAAAGAAACAAAAAAAGUAUAUUCAUGUGGAAAAAUAUCUAUUGUUUUAUUAACUGCAUUUACACUGCAGUUAUUUUUUGAGAUCGAUAGGUGACAGGACAGGUAACUCAAUGUUUACACUUUAAAGUAACAAUACAGGAUUUGUUUUAAUUAAAAGUUAUAUUUUAGAUAAAACAAAGCUGAUUUGUAACAACAUUUAUACAAAAAUGUUAUUUUAUCUAGUGGAACAAUAUACUUUCUGUUAAAAAAUAUUUUGUAA
This is a messenger RNA of Heterotrigona itama, 2194 nucleotides long. The record is from the annotation of a GenBank genome assembly. Lineage: Eukaryota; Metazoa; Arthropoda; Insecta; Hymenoptera; Apidae.